UAUCUAUCCACAACACAAUAAAUUCCGCAUUCGCGUCAAAACGCGCCGGUGAAUAAUUGAAUUAUAUUGUCGUUGCGGACGAUUAAAUACUAAACUUAGAUUUCAUUUUAUCAGUUCUUGUUCUCUCCGCAACAGGAGAAACACCGCAAAACUAGCUGCGAGUCGUGCGUGACUUGCAAGAAAAAUGGGAAAAUUGAUGAUAUUGUGCCUGGCACUCGCGGCCACUUGUGUGUCCGGCUUUCUAAGAGUGCCCCUGUAUCGCAUGAAAACAGUGCGCAGACACUUUCAGGAGGUUGGCACUGACCUGCAGGUGGUGAGGAUCAAGUAUGCGGUGUCUGGGCCCGCACCCGAGCCACUCUCCAACUAUCUUGAUGCGCAAUACUACGGGCCAAUCUCCAUCGGCUCGCCGCCGCAGACGUUCAAGGUGGUCUUCGACACGGGCUCCUCCAACCUGUGGGUGCCGUCCAAGAAGUGCCACUUCACCAACAUCGCCUGUCUGCUGCACAACAAGUACGACAGCAGCAAGUCGAGCACGUACCGCGCCAACGGCACGGAGUUCGCGAUCCACUACGGCUCGGGCAGCCUGUCGGGCUUCCUGUCGCAGGACGACGUGACGGUGGGCGGCAUCACCGUGCGCGCGCAGACCUUCGCCGAGGCCAUGUCCGAGCCCGGCCUCGCCUUCGUCGCCGCCAAGUUCGACGGCAUCCUCGGCAUGGCCUUCACCAGCAUCUCUGUGGACGGCGUGACGCCCGUGUUCGACAACAUGGUGGCGCAAGGGCUCGUAAAGCCGGUCUUCUCCUUCUACCUCAACAGGGACCCGAGCGCGGCGCAGGGCGGCGAGAUCAUCCUGGGCGGCUCGGACCCGGCGCACUACAGCGGCAACUUCACGUACGUGCCGGUGCACCGCGCCACCUACUGGCAGUUCCACAUGGACGGCGUCCGCGUGGGCGAGCACGCGUUCUGCGCCGCCGGCUGCGAGGCCAUCGCCGACACGGGCACGUCGCUGAUCGCGGGCCCCAGCGCCGAGGUGGAGGCGCUGAACCGCGCGCUGGGCGCCACGCCCAUGGCGUUCGGCCAGUACGCCGUGGACUGCUCGCUCGUGCCCACGCUGCCGCCCGUCGCCUUCACCAUCGCCGGCACCAGCUUCACGCUCGACGGCCAGGACUACGUGCUGCGCGUGACGCAGUUCGGCAAGACGGUGUGCCUGUCAGGGUUCAUGGGGCUGGACAUCCCGCCGCCCAACGGGCCGCUGUGGAUCCUGGGCGACGUGUUCAUUGGCAAGUACUACACCGAGUUCGACGUGGCCGGCAAGCGCAUCGGCUUCGCGCCCGCCGUCUGAACUCCUCAUCACUUAUACUAAUCACAUGUUAGACUUCCCGGCGAUACGAUCCACCCUGCUUUUAUAAGUCCUGUAGUUCUUGAUCCGUGUCGCUUCAUCUAGCUAGUUAAAGUUCUCCUAUCAUAGUGACAAUAAAUAUUUGUCAGAAUAAUCUUGUGCAAUGUUGAUUUUUUUAGUUUUUUGUUUGUAUUUUAGAAAUAAAAAAAACAUCAAAAGUCA
Helicoverpa zea (corn earworm) is the source of this 1558-nucleotide messenger RNA. RefSeq names its product lysosomal aspartic protease (gene CatD). NCBI's taxonomy places the organism in Eukaryota, Metazoa, Arthropoda, Insecta, Lepidoptera, Noctuidae. Gene Ontology annotation, cellular component: lysosome. Gene Ontology annotation, biological process: cell death; proteolysis. The record is from RefSeq and is a predicted model, not a curated record. The transcript is spliced from 8 exons. Gene Ontology annotation, molecular function: aspartic-type endopeptidase activity. The coding region runs from base 185 to 1339 and encodes 384 amino acids.